Microthlaspi erraticum is the source of this 279-nucleotide messenger RNA. NCBI's taxonomy places the organism in Eukaryota, Viridiplantae, Streptophyta, Magnoliopsida, Brassicales, Brassicaceae. The record is from the annotation of a GenBank genome assembly.
AUGGGUCUUCCUGGGAAAGGAGAGCAAAACCCCAGGAAUGAGUAUGUUGCACAAGUUGAGCUGAGAAGUGGGAGGAAGCUGUUACCUGCUGCGAUUCCUCGUAAAAGGUCAGGCAAGGAGAAAGUCGACGAGAACCCGGAACAUGUGACUGAAGUCGAUCGAGCUGCUUCGAGUGGAGUCGAUCGAGCUGGUGAUGACGCCUCGUCGUCUCAGGAACCCAUUCUGACCUACCUACUCUGCAGCUGCAGAGACUGCUCCAGCCAGAGCUUACACGCCUAA